Molecule: messenger RNA, 2351 nt
Organism: Talpa occidentalis (Iberian mole)
Lineage: Eukaryota; Metazoa; Chordata; Mammalia; Eulipotyphla; Talpidae
Gene: LRRC40
Product: leucine rich repeat containing 40
Exons: 15
Coding region: 58-1866 (602 amino acids)
Molecular function (GO): protein binding
Source: RefSeq, a predicted model, not a curated record
CGCGCCACCUUUUAGCGUCACGGGCGGGGCUCAGCUUCCGAACCCGGGGCUUUGAACAUGUCGCGCCUGAAGCGGGCUGGGGAGCGGGAUCCCCGGGCGGGUUUCAGAGCGGAGAGGAGCGACCGCGCUACCUCGGUGCCGCAGGGACUCUUGAAGGCGGCGAGGAAGAGCGGCCAGUUAAACCUGUCGGGGCGGAACCUCACUGAAGUGCCUCAGUGUGUCUGGAGAAUAAAUUUGGAUGUCCCUGAGGAAGCUAAUCAAACUCUUUCAUUUGGUGCUACUGAUCGAUGGUGGGAGCAGACUGAUUUGACCAAACUGAUCAUUUCAAACAAUAAACUUCAGUCACUAGCAGAUGACCUUCGGCUGCUGCCUGCAUUGACUGUUCUUGAUAUACAUGACAAUCAGAUAACAUCACUUCCUUCUGCUUUAGGAGAGUUGGAGAAUCUUCAGAAACUUAAUGUCAGCCAUAACAAACUGAAAAUACUCCCUGAAGAAAUUACAAAUUUGAGAAACCUGAAGGGUCUGUAUCUCCAACAUAAUGAACUCACCUGCAUACCAGAGGGAUUUGAACAACUUUUCAAUUUAGAAGAUUUGGAUCUUUCAAAUAAUCGUCUUACAACUGUUCCUGCUAGUUUUUCUUCUCUAUCCAGUUUGGUGAGACUCAAUCUUUCCAGUAAUCAACUGAAGAGUUUGCCAGCAGAAAUAAGUAGAAUGAAAAAAUUAAAGCAGUUGGAUUGUAAUGCAAAUCUUUUGGAAACUAUACCUCCUGAACUGGCUGGCAUGGAAUCGCUAGAAUUGCUUUAUUUGCGGAGGAAUAAGUUACAUUUUCUACCAGAAUUUCCUUCUUGUAAGCUAUUAAAGGAAUUACAUGUAGGUGAAAACCAGAUUGAAAUGUUAGGGGCAGAACAUCUUAAGCAUCUGAAUUCCAUCCUUGUGCUAGACCUGCGGGACAACAAGUUAAAAUCUGUUCCAGAUGAAAUCUCACUACUAGAGUCUUUGGAAAGACUUGACCUAAGCAACAAUGAUAUUAGUAGUUUGCCCUUUUCAUUGGGAAACCUUCAUUUGAAAUUCCUGGCUCUGGAAGGAAAUCCUUUGAGAACUAUCCGAAGAGAAAUUAUAAAUAAGGGAACCCAAGAAGUUCUAAAAUAUUUACGAAGCAAGAUUAAAGAUGAUGGACCCAAUCAAAGUGACUCUGUUAUUGACACUGCCAUGACACUACCAAGUGAAUCCAGAGUCAAUGUACAUGCCAUCAUCACAUUAAAAUUAUUAGACUAUAGUGAUAAACAAACAACUUUAAUUCCUGAUGAAGUGUUUGAUGCAGUAAAAAGCAAUAUUAUCACUUCUAUUAAUUUCAGUAAGAAUCAGCUCUGUGAAAUUCCAAAAAGGAUUGUAGAACUGAAGGAAAUGGUUUCUGAUGUCAAUCUUAGUUUUAAUAAACUUUCAUCCCUAUCAGUGGAUUUGUGUAUGCUUCAAAAAUUGACAUUUUUAGAUCUCAGGAAUAAUUUUUUAAAUUCUUUGCCUGAAGAAAUGGGAUCAUUGAUAAGACUACAGACAAUCAAUCUUUCCUUUAAUAGGUUCAAAAUACUACCUGAAGUUCUCUAUCGUAUCCACACACUUGAAACAAUUUUGAUUAGUAACAAUCAGGUUGGAUCUGUGGAUCCCCAGAAAAUGAAAACAAUGGAAAAUUUGAUUACAUUGGAUCUUCAAAAUAAUGACCUCCUACAAAUUCCACCAGAGCUUGGGAACUGUGUGAACUUAAGAACAUUGCUUCUAGAUGGAAAUCCAUUCCGUGUUCCUAGAGCUGCCAUAUUAAUGAAAGGAACAGCUGCUAUUCUGGAAUAUUUGAGAGACCGAAUUCCUACUUGAAUGAGAAUUGUUUUACAUUUUUCUAAGGUGUUAUACAUUUAUUAUGGUAACCACAUGUAGUCUUCAUACAUUUGUUCUGAAUGUUUAAUACAAUACUUAUGGUAUUCACUUUUAUUCCCUUAUAACAUGAAAGUCUUCAAAGUGAAUGUUUAAUGUACUUUAAUAUUUUUAUAAUCACUACCUUUUUUAUAGAGUGGGUUUUUUUUCCUGUCCCAUUUCUGUUUGUUAAAAUAUGUGAACAAUUGACUUGAAUAUGCCCAUCCCAUUUCCACCUUUUCUUUAGAUAUAAAAUUGAAUUUAUUAUCCAGUACUGUAUUUGCCUUUGAAAAACUGCUUUACCCAUAAUAGGGCUUUUUUGUAGUUGCAAAUAAGUUUAAGUUAGCUUUUUUUUUUUUAAAGAUUUAUACGGGAACUGGGGUACAGGCCCUGUGGACACUGAGUGGGGGACUGAGGACACUGGGGGUCCUGGGUGGGAGUUGGGCCCU